This is a messenger RNA of Macrobrachium nipponense, 5079 nucleotides long. RefSeq names its product homeobox protein DBX1-A-like (gene Dbx). The record is from RefSeq and is a predicted model, not a curated record. The transcript is spliced from 4 exons. Gene Ontology annotation, biological process: regulation of transcription by RNA polymerase II. Gene Ontology annotation, molecular function: DNA binding; DNA-binding transcription factor activity, RNA polymerase II-specific. Bases 489 to 1991 code for a protein of 500 amino acids. NCBI's taxonomy places the organism in Eukaryota, Metazoa, Arthropoda, Malacostraca, Decapoda, Palaemonidae.
GUGAAGGGAUGAGUGGAGGGUGAGCUUCGGACUCGGCCACAACAGCGACCGGCGAACCCCUUCCUUCCUUCCUUUCUUACGUCUGUGUGCGUGCGCGCGCGAGCGUUCCCGCCCCCCGAGUGUGCGAAUCGAAAGGCGCCAAGCCCGAAGCCUUCCUGCAUUGGCCCGCUGCCCUUCGCGCGGCGGCGCUCAAGAUCAGAGGAAGGAAUCAUACACAUUCUGUCCUACAUAAUUCCCGCGAGUGAAGACAUUCACGACGGAGAUGAGACCGAGAUGAUGACUCGGCCGAACAACCGGUUGUUUGUGUGUCCCUCAGGCCCCUGGACCACGCCGCCGCCGCCGCCACCGCCUGCAGCAGUAGCAGUCUGACACUCGAGUGGUCCAGCAGUUCUUGAAUGGCCGUCGAAUAACAAUUUGAGUCCUAUUUAGUGCUCUGUGAUAUUGAUCAGCCCUUAACCGAAGUGGAAAGGAUAACAGUGUUUUCCAAAAUGCUGCCCAGUGUCGGACAUGCUGGCGUUCUGGGCGGGGGUCUUCGCCCCCUGGCCCACUCGGCCCUGCCCGCCCACAGCAUCUUGGGUUCCCUUCCGCCGCUGCCCCUGCCUUUUACGGCGACGUCAGUCGCCACCAGCAUGGGCGGCGUAGCGACGCCCUUCGUGGUGGAAUCUCUCCUGAGGGAGAGGGCGUCGCACCUCGCCCGCCCCGUGGCCACCAAGCCCCCGCCGCUGCUCCUGUCGGACGACCACCGAGGAGCGGGGGCGCCCGAGCACUUCUACUACAAGGAGGACGCCGCCGCCCACUACCUGGGCCUCCUGGCGCGCCCAGCCGGUCCGGACCGCCUGACGCCGCCCGCGCUGCAGUCUUCGCCACCUAGGUCGCGGGGCGGCGACGAGGGUGACCCCGGAGGAUGCGGGUGCGACGGCGACGCCUCCCACAGCCCCGGUCUGGAGACCCCAACUCACAAGCCCCACCUGAAGUUCUCCGUCACGGCCAUCCUCGGGCACGACGCCCCUCCCACCUCCCCUCCCAGACACGAACACUUAACGCCCGAUCAACAAGACACAGAUCCAGUAACGAGUAUAGGAGAGCGGCCGCCCGGGGGCCUCCCGCCCCUGGCCAGACCACGCCCAAUGAUACACUCCCCCCUACAGCCUCUCCUCACCUGUCGGCCUCCAUACCUGAGCAUAUACGGCAACGUGGGCGGUAUGGGAGGCGUUCCCCUCCCUAGCACGUUCCCGUGGGCGGCUAUGGGCGUCGGUGUGAGAGGCAAGCCUCGAAGAGGGAUGCUGAGACGGGCGGUCUUCAGCGACUUCCAGCGCAAGGGUCUGGAAGACAGAUUCCAGGUGCAGAAGUACAUCAGUAAACCGGACAGAAAGAAAUUGGCCGAGAAAUUGGGACUCAAGGACUCACAGGUCAAGAUCUGGUUCCAGAACAGAAGGAUGAAGUGGAGGAACUCGAAGGAGAGGGAACUGCUGGCCUCCGGCGGCUCUCGGGAGCAGACUCUCCCGACGAAGAACAACCCGAACCCGGACCUCUCCGACGUGGCCGAUGAGCGAAGAACAGCAGCAACCAACGGCAGCAAAGAGGACAACAACGCGUCGCAACAAGACGACUCCCACCUCCACGGGUCCAAGGACCACCUGGGGGUCUCCCACAAGGAGCAGCACUUCCAGGGGCGCGGCGGAGGCGGAGGUGACGACGUCGUUGGAGGAGGAGGAGGAGGAGGAGGAGGCUUCCCAGGGAGCGCCCCUCCCGCGGGCGGUCCUACUCAGCCACCGCCUCCCGUCCAACACGGGCGGGACUACGUGUCCUCCUUGGCGGCGUCCCUGCCAGGGAAGAUCCAGAUUAAGGACAUCACCUCCCUCUCCUCCUACGGGAAACCCACCGCCUACGCCUUCCCUUACGCCGAAGGGGAAGCGGACUAUUCCGACGAGGACAUCAACGUCACCGACGACUUAGUCGUGUCCAAUAACGAGGACAGUGACAAUGAUUAAUUGACUCAUCAUCCUGGAGAGUGAAAGAUGCGCAUCUUUCUUUCUCAGUCUUCGUGAUUUUUUUUUUUUUUCUCGCGUACCUACCUACUGUAUCAAUAAUACCUAAGAUUUUUUUUAUCAAUAUUUUAUUUUUGGUUUCGAUAUCGAAUCUCGAUUAUCUUAUAAAUGUACCUGCUUCAGCGUUUACCGUAAGGAAUGAUUGUCUAAACAACCACAUGCACUCACAAACGCCCACAAACACACAUACACAAACUAAUUCCCGAACAAAAGCUAUGGUGAAAUUCAUUGUUUCACCAUCGAAGCAAAAAUAAACAUAAUAAUAAUAAUAAUAAUAAAAGCGUUCCAACUUACCAACAGAACAAAAAACACCACAAACGAAAUAAACAACAAACAAAAACAAACAGAGAAAGGUCAGACCACGUAAAAAAAGCAUCCCAACAUGAUGUUUCACCUAAAAGAAAAAAAAAAAAAAAUAGCGCACACACACACACACCAACCAACCAACAUAACCAAGCACUGAAAUAAACAAAUAACAUAUAAACUACGUUCACCCAGCGUUAAAAAAAAAACAAUCAAAUCAAAUGACCGGGUGAUUAUAAUCAUAGGGUGAAGGCAUCCCACCUCCCCUUUUGACAUGAAUAACAAUUCAUUAAUUGCACAUGACGUGUCCUAAUAACUAACAUUAUCACCGCGAUAAACAUUGUGUGUGUAUGUUUGCCGCUGGGGAAGAAUGAAAUCAGUGGAAGGGGUCAUUUUUGUCCGUAGGGAAUCAUUGUCAGGGGGAAAUAUAUUUAUUGCGAGUGUAUAUUCCACGACGGGAAAACUAAUUCACAAGAAAGGAACAAAUAUAUAAAAAUGUAUACAAAUUUCAAAUUUCGCAGGAAAACUAAAUCACAAGAAGGGGUAAUUUUUGCCUGUAGGGAAUUACUGUCGUGGGAAAAUAUAUCUAUGCGUGUGCAUAUUUCGAGACGGGGAAAACUAAAUCACGAUAAAUCUAAAUAAGUAGAUUGGCUUAUUUUAUAUAUGACAGAAAAAUAUAAAAAAACACAUAAAAUUUCACACGAAAAUAAAAUCACAAGAGGGGAUUAUUUUUUGUCCUGUCUGGAAUAACUGUAGAGGAAAAUGAUGGGGGUGGGGGGGGGCCUUAUAUGUAUAUAUUUCACGACGAUACCGAUUCCACGUGAAAAUGAAGUCACUGGGUGGUAUUUAUCAAAUAAAUAGUUAAUGUAAUUAUUUCUAAUUUAUAUUUAGUGACAAUAAAUUAUAUUCAUCGUCAAUAAAUGUCAGACAACAACGAGAAAGAGUUAAAUGUACAGGAUUUCUUUUUACACCACAUGUAAAUAAAUGUCAAGAAUAUAUUCAUAUUUUAUGGGCGGGAAUAAAUAUUUUGUCAUUUAAUCCGGUCUGAAACCAGAAUGUUUAAAAACACUUUUUGUUGACAAGCAGAAUAAAGACAACACGAAGAUUUAGUGGAAAAUUCAUUUUAUCCCAAAAUAUUGAUGAAAAUGAAGUCAGAAAAAAUAACAGUCUUGAUCGCGGGAAGGAAUUUGCUCACCAAAAAUAAACAAGACUCGUGGCUUUUGUUUAUUUAUGAAUAAAACCUCUGAUGCUGACACUCAUUACGCAGUAAUGAAGAAAACGACAGUUUGGAAUUACAUAAUUACGUCUAUGAUGACAUGAUAAUAAUUAUAAAAUAUUCACGGACGCGUUUUGAAAUAUCUAAAAGUGUUUUGUGCGUUCACUUUCUCGUGUCUGAGCGAUCAAAAAACGGACAACAGAGUUUUCUGAAAACAUAAAUAAAUGUGCACAUUUGCUUAAUCGUGUUUGAAUACAACAGUGAAAAUGAAGACAGGAACAAAUAAAAAGAAACGAGUGAUGCAUUUGCUUGAACUUUCGCACAUGAGAAAACGAAUAGAAGAAGAAAUGAGAAAGUAGUAAUGUAUUCUUUACAAAGAAGGUGAUGUAUUGGACCAAAUGAACGCAAAACAUGGCGAUAUAUUCUGUCGAUGAAAUUGUGAUAUAUAAAUAUAUGUAUGUAUGUAAUAUAGCUUGCAUUUCUACGCUUAUAAGGGUUUUUCUUUUUCUUUUCGAUCAUGUGUGUAUACUGAUCCUUAAUUCUUAAAAAAGGAGAAUGUUCUAUAUAUUUUUUCUUUAUUAUUUGUAGGGCAGGAUUCUCAAAACUGUCAAGAAGUGUACUUUCAGAAAUAAUCAGGAAAUAUUCUGUAUUUCGAACAGCUGACUAAAAACAAUAAAAAGAAAUAAAUUGUUUAGAAAACAUGAAUUUUCGGAAACUGAAACAGCAAAGAAGAUUCCAACCUGAUUCUCACUUGCAAUGUUAUUAAUCAUGUUUAAGUUUUUCCUCUGGAGGUCAAAAGAUCAUAAUAUGUUUUCAGAGGACCCAUUCUGGCCUUUUCGGUGCGAUCAUUUACCUGAAGUACAGAGAACAGGAAAGCGCCGUGGCAUCUAAUAUUAUCCAUCGUUCGAAACGAACCAUUUGGUUUUGACUUCCAAUUCGAAGACUCCUUAAUUUAUAUUGAUCACCUGAGUGCGUUCUGAUCUCCCAAAAAACUACUUUCGGCCACGUAAUAAAACCAUUCCCUUGGAGCCGUGAGAAAACGCCCUUAUUAAAGAGUUUCAGAGACUUCUGGAGUAAGCCUGGACUCCAGCAAUGUUCCAACGGUGUAUAUACCUAAGUAAAGAACAGAGUUAAAUAUUUACAUAUUAGUACGUCCACCGGGCGCUGGCAGUCAGUGGCGCUGUUGACACUUGAAGAAUCCUUUUUAAUUAGUUUCCUUUGACAAAAACACCCGAGGAAAGAAUACUAAAAGGAAGCAAUAAAAGUGGGGAAAAAUUUAUGCACAAGUGACUGGAGAAACAUCGUUUGAGAGAACGUGUUUGUGUAAAAUUAUGGUUUAAUCUGCUGCCGAUCUGACAUCUAGCGGCUGGUGUGCGAACUAAACCUUGUGGAUGAGUUGCAAGUCUGCCCGUUCUUUAUACUUGGGACUUUCGUCAAUGUAUGUAUCACAAAAAGUUCCCUAUCUUUAAUUCUUAAAAUAACCUCUCCACCAUUCCUGUUGUGACCUUUGAA